AUGAUUAUUUACAAAGAUAUUUUCUCCAACGAUGAAUUAUUAUCCGACGCUUACGAUGUCAAGGAAGUCGAUGGUGUCAUCUACGAAGCUGACUGUGCUAUGAUCAAGGUCGGUGGUGACAACAUUGAUAUUGGUGCUAACCCAUCUGCUGAAGAUGGUGGUGAAGACUUAGAAGACGGUGCUGAAAUUGUCAACAACGUUGUCAACUCUUUCAGAUUACAACCAACCGCUUUCGACAAGAAAUCUUUCUUGACUUACAUCAAAGGUUACAUGAAGGCUGUCAAGGGUAAAUUGCAAGAAACCAACCCAGAUCAAGUCUCUGCUUUCGAAAAGGGUGCUCAAACCUACGUCAAGAAGGUUAUUGGUUCUUUCAAGGACUGGGAAUUCUACACUGGUGAAUCCAUGGACCCAGAUGCUAUGGUCGUCAUGUUGAACUACCGUGAAGAUGGUACUACUCCAUUCGUUGCCAUCUGGAAACACGGUAUUGUUGAAGAAAAGAUCUAA
Molecule: messenger RNA, 504 nt
Organism: Henningerozyma blattae CBS 6284
Lineage: Eukaryota; Fungi; Ascomycota; Saccharomycetes; Saccharomycetales; Saccharomycetaceae
Gene: TMA19
Product: Tma19p
Exons: 1
Coding region: 1-504 (167 amino acids)
Cellular component (GO): cytoplasm
Molecular function (GO): calcium ion binding
Source: RefSeq, a predicted model, not a curated record